AUGCUGGGAUCGAAAUCGGGGUUCCAGAAGCAUGUCAAGGAAGUAGCUCCGAAUGCCAAGGGGAUCCACUGUAUGAUCCAUCGUUUUGCACUGGCGUCGAAAACCCUCCCUGAUGAACUUUGUAAGAUCCUGGAGGCAGUGGUCAAAUGUGUCAACUUUGUGAAAGCUUUAGAUCUGAACUCUCGCUUUUUCCAGAACCUUUCUAAACAGCAGAAUCUCAAGCUGCAGGGCAAGGACAGAAAUGUGUUUCACCUCAUGGAUUGUCUUCGUGCAUUUCUUGCCAAGCUCCAGAAUUGGCAAAGGGAAGUCAAUGCAGGAAAUGUUGCCAUGUUUGAGAAUCUUUCAACUGUUUUUGAUGAAAAUGAAGAUCAUCUGCUUGACCCAUCACUCAAAACUGAAAUCACUCAGCACCUGAAAUCCUUGGAAAGUGAGCUCAAAAAAUAUUUCCCAGAAUUCGAGGAGGAAGGUGGGAAAUUGGUGAGGAAUCCUUUUUCUGGCACUCUUGAUAUUGCUUCCAUUUCCAAUGAUGUUCAGGACGAAUUUCUUGAUCCCAAGAAUGAUUCUGCUGCCAAAGAUCUCUGA
This is a messenger RNA of Homarus americanus (American lobster), 582 nucleotides long. RefSeq names its product SCAN domain-containing protein 3-like. The record is from RefSeq and is a predicted model, not a curated record. The transcript is spliced from 2 exons. Bases 1 to 582 code for a protein of 193 amino acids. NCBI's taxonomy places the organism in Eukaryota, Metazoa, Arthropoda, Malacostraca, Decapoda, Nephropidae.